CGUUCCACAACAAUUUUUUUCAAAGGAAUCCACACCACCACCACCAUUACCAUUAUGAGGAAGCUAUACAACCACACCAAAGGCAAAAUCCACCCAUCACCACCGUCCUCCGCCACCACCACCGACCACCACCUUCCCUUGCUCCCUUUCGCUAUUGCCACUCUCGCCGCCGCCCUUGCACCGGAAGAUCAAGAAGUCUUGGCUUAUCUCCUCUCAAGCUCUGCAACCACCACCACCUUCUCCAGCGGCAACAAACCCACCAACAAGUCCGGCGGCGGAGACCACCCUCCACGGUUCAACUGCAACUGCUUUAGAUGCUAUACCAGCUUCUGGGUUCGUUGGGAUGCUUCACCAAAUCGAAAACUGAUUCAUGAAAUCAUCGAUGCUUAUGAAGAAGGAUUGAUCCAUACCAAGAAAAACGGAAAGAACAAGAAAGAGAUUAAAAACAACAGGGCGUCAUCUUCUUCUUCUUCUUCUUCAUCCUCUACUUCCCACGCGCCGCCGCCUGCUACAGAAAGCGUCAGCCACGCGCCGCCGCAGAGUGAGAAAAAGAGCAUCGAUGAUGAAGAGGAAAUGGGUAUUGGGUCAUCGGAAAAGGGGUCUGUAAGAAAGAUUGUAAGCUUCAUUGGAGAGAGGAUUUGGGGGGUGUGGGGUAUUUGAUUUUUGUUAUGAAUUUGUAGGAGUAAUUUAGGAAGAAGAUGGUAUGUUGCCUGAAACUGGGCAUUCAAUUGGUCUGUUUGGGAACAGGAAUAGUGUUCCAUUGGUUCUUCCGGUGUAAAUACUAAAUAGCCAUUUCUUUUUCACUUU
Molecule: messenger RNA, 807 nt
Organism: Cynara cardunculus var. scolymus (artichoke)
Lineage: Eukaryota; Viridiplantae; Streptophyta; Magnoliopsida; Asterales; Asteraceae
Exons: 1
Coding region: 55-660 (201 amino acids)
Source: RefSeq, a predicted model, not a curated record